AUGACCUCCGGCAACAUGAUGAACAGGAUUAUCUUCUACGAGGAGAGGAACUUCCAGGGCCGCUCUUACGAGUGCAUGAGCGACUGCCCCGACAUGUCCUCCUACCUGAGCCACUGCCACUCCUGCAAGGUGGAGCGCGGCUGUUUCGUGGUCUACGACCGCACCAACUUCAUGGGGAACCAGUACUUCAUGAGGAGGGGCGAGUACGCCGACUACAUGAGCAUGAUGGGCAUGAGCGACUGCAUCCGGUCCUGCCGCAUGAUCCCCAUGCACAGGGGCUCCUUCAGGAUGAGGAUCUACGAGAGGGACAACUUCCAGGGUCAGAUGCACGAGCUGAUGGAGGACUGCGAGAACGUCAUGGACCGCUACAGCAUGGCCAACUUCAUGUCCUGCAACGUGAUGGAGGGCCACUGGCUGAUGUACGAGCAGCCCCACUACAGAGGAAGGAUGAUGUACAUGAGGCCCGGAGAGUACAGGAGCUUCAUGACCAUGGGUGGCAUGGGAGGCAUGAGGUUCAUGAGCAUGAAGCGCAUCAUGGAUUCCUGCCACUAG
This is a messenger RNA of Anoplopoma fimbria (sablefish), 552 nucleotides long. Its product is annotated as gamma-crystallin M2-like. Gene Ontology annotation, molecular function: structural constituent of eye lens. Lineage: Eukaryota; Metazoa; Chordata; Actinopteri; Perciformes; Anoplopomatidae. The coding region runs from base 1 to 552 and encodes 183 amino acids. Gene Ontology annotation, biological process: visual perception; lens development in camera-type eye. The record is from RefSeq and is a predicted model, not a curated record. The transcript has a single exon.